AUGACCAUCCGCGAGAUUGACCCAGCUCAAGAGCCGGCCGAGACCAAGCACAGACCAAACGCUGCAAGCAGGCACAGACCUAACGCUACAACAAACUCUGUCCUUCCUCCACUCAAACCUACAGCAACCGCUCCUCACUCUGACCACAACAACAUUACACCCUUACCACUCAGAGCUAAACGCAAGUCUCUGUCGAUCUCGAACCAAGGACACAAUAACAACGGCGACGAAGGCCGUAUUCCUGCUCCAGACCGAGACCAGGAAGCCUCUAUGCAGGACUCGACUGCUCAGUCGUGGGAAUACCGUAGGAUGAUGACGAAGCAGUUGCGGUUGACUGCUGUCGACUCGGGUCGUAGACGCAGGACGUCUACUUGCAAUCAGUCACUUCCUUCUUACUCCAGCUCGUCUCCAUCCAGUUCACCCAACUGUGCAACUCCCCAGUCGACCACCAGCAACAGCACAGAGCACAGUACCAUCUCGCCUCCCUCGACUUACACCCCCGGUUCAAAUGGAAGCCUUGUCGAUGAAAUGGACCUCGAUGCACACUUGUCGUCACCGUCGACAGUCUCUGCUGACGUGGAUGUGGCGUCGUUGAGCGACACUCUGGAUGUCUCGAUACUAGAGGAAGACCUGCUUGUCAGGCAGUUCCGGGACCUGUCUUCACCGCCACCACCUCUCUUGCAAGACUAUCAACAACCCCCUUUGUCGGACUCAUUCGAUGACAACGAUAACCAAACGCCAACAUACCAACUGUUGCUCGAGGAUGCAAGAGCAGGAAAACGGGUCGACAGGAAGGAGCAGCAGCUAUUCACCAAACCAACCCCAUCAGUCUUGCCCACAGAGUUGUUGAUCAAGGUCUUUGAGUGGCUUGCUGGAUAUCAAUCUGAUCUCUGCAGUGCAGCAUUGGUAUCCAUCGAGUGGAACCUCUGUGCGACGGGACAGCUGUACCGAUACCCCGAAUUCGCCAACACGAUCCACUGGGCCAUGUUCAUCCAGACUCUAUGCAAGAACAAGGAGGACGAGCUCGAGCGACCCACCAGCCGGCGAUAUCGACCACCGAUCAUUACACCAACAUGUCUAUCAACACCCGUCAGUGAUCACCCGCCCAUACUCUUUGCACCGGAACGGAUGGCGAAUUUCGGAGCAAGGACGCAGCAACCACGGAAACGGGACAGACUGGAUCGCACUCUCGGGGAAUAUGUGCGAGGGAUCGAUCUUUCUCGCAGAGCUAUCGGUGCGAGUCGUCUUUGUUCCUGUGGGCGGCCAUAUGGACCGCCUGUUGCCAUGAAAGAGUGCAGCGUCUGUUCUCGACCAGGAAAGGGUUCUCAUUCCAAGCCUGUCGUCGGCUCGACUAUACGGGGCGCUUCAGGAAAGACCUCUACUACCCAAGACGACUACGACGAUGGGUCGGAGAUCGAUGAUGGCGACAUGGGCGUCCUUAAUAAUCUCACUGUACGUCCCAGUUUAGCAGCCAUGCGCGAAGGGUUUCAACUGGGAUCGCAACAGACCCCUAAUGUUCGUUUGGGACAAUCAGGCCAAUCGGGGUUCGACAUCGCAGGAUUCGAUCCGGCGUCAAAUGACACCUCGUCGAUGUUGGAGUGGUCAGAAUUACGGCUCUCUUCAACGACCGACUUUGGCUGCCUUAUUCGACCUAUUGCAACAACGAGGACAAACUCUGCAGCAGCCGCAGCAACAUCUUCAACUGCAACGACAUCACCUACAGCAGCAGCAACAGCAGCAGCAGCAGCAGCAUCAUCAUCAUCAACAACAACAGCAGGUCCUUCGCUGAUCGCCUUGGCACGAUCAAGACAACUGGCAGCCAACAGGUUUAGGGGUGAACAAAGGCUCGCCUCUCAGGACGCGGCCUCGACAUCGACCGCCAACAUAGCCUCUCCCUCGGAAGGAGGCGGAUCCGGGAACAGAGGCAAGGUGGUUGUUGAGAAGGAUGCCAGCUCGACCCGGAAGCCCAUGAUGAUUACAGUGUCGUCGCUGAUCCAAAUGGCACGGCACUGUCCCAACCUCGAAUGGCUCUGUUUGGCCUCAACUGCGCUCGCCGACGAUACACUCUACCUCGAGACGGGCGAUUACAUGUCGACUCUGCAACCGGGUCCUCGGACAGGGCUGACCAACGUCCAGGUUACUGUAAUGGAAGGGAUCGGGGCUUUGGGUCAGUCUUGCCUCAACCUUAGACGAGUGUGGCUGGUUGGGUGUGAUUGGGUGACACAUAGGGAGGUCUUGGCGUUGACGACGUCUUGUCGGCGACUCCAGAUGAUGGAUGUGCGACAUUGUGCUCGACUUGAAGGACGACUCAGCCGGUUAUAUGCGAUCAUGGAGGGUCAAGACAACAACGACGACGAGUCUUUGGAACAGGCAGAGGAAACGGGUGCGGGGAACGACGUAAUCCGGAACGAAAGGGUGGCAACUCCGCUCAACUUUGAGACGGCCCCGACGACAGUGCUUCUUGGAGCCAGCGUUUCGGGACGAAGGGUUCGCGAUGGAGCAAUGGACGAUCUGUUCUACUGGGUGUACAUCACCAGUGUUGUCAGCUCGUCUGGCACUUCUAGCACCGCCGCCGCCACAGCACUACCAACACCCAGUACUGCAACAUCGAUGACACCGCCAACAUACAAUCCACAGGCAGUCAAUGAGAUUCUUUCGCUGUUGUCAUCGGUCGCAUUGGCGAGAGAGGCACCGACGGACCCAGUGGCGUUCCGAGAGUGGUUCAAGGCUAUUCAGGACUACGACUUGGUCUCGUAUCAGCCGCUGAGGCGGUUAAAGUCUCGGUACCCGAUGGGCUGCCGACCUGGUGAACAGAAGAUCAACGGUGGUGGUAUUGGAGGUGCAAGCAGUAGCAGCAGCAGCACCAACAGCAGUGGCUACAACACCACCGGUGUGUUCUUCGUCGCCAACAGUAGCAGUCGCAGAAACCGCCGAGAACAACGACAGCAACAAGGCCGCUCGGACUCUGACUCUGAUUCGGAAUAUGACUCUGACUCUAGCAGUGGCAGUGGCACCAUCAGCCAACGACAACAGCAUCAUGGUGCCUUUGGCUCGAGCACUGACUCUGACUCUCAUGAUGAUGAUUCUGAGGAUAAUGUUCCCGAAGAGAACCUUACAGAGUUGGAUGAUUAG
This is a messenger RNA of Linnemannia hyalina, 3132 nucleotides long. Lineage: Eukaryota; Fungi; Mortierellomycota; Mortierellomycetes; Mortierellales; Mortierellaceae. The record is from the annotation of a GenBank genome assembly.